GCUGGGUCCAGGAGAGUGGCUACUCGGAGCUGUUCGCAUUGCUGAAGACCCUGGAAGAGGAGAGCCACGAGGCCUUGGAUGUGCUCGCGGACUGCCAGGCGGCGCGCGAGGAUUACAAUCGGGGCCGCGAGUUUUGUUGUGGGCCGCGUCACAAGUAUGCUGACCUGUGGAUUUGCAUAGUCUGGCACAUAGACCAGGCCGACCACUGCGCGAAACUCGGUGCGAGGCUCCACCCGCAGCUGAACAUGGAGGUGUUGGAGCGGAGGUGGGAGACGUCUAAG
This is a messenger RNA of Prorocentrum cordatum, 281 nucleotides long. The record is from the annotation of a GenBank genome assembly. NCBI's taxonomy places the organism in Eukaryota, Dinophyceae, Prorocentrales, Prorocentraceae.